AUGGAUAGCUUCCAGCAGAACACCGGCAGAGCCUGCUUCACCUGCGGCCAGACCACUCACCAGGCCCGUGACUGCCCCCAGCGUGGUGCUGCCAAGUGCUACAACUGCGGCAACGAGGGCCACAUGUCCCGUGACUGCCCCGAGGGUCCCAAGGACAACAAGGCCUGCUACCGUUGCGGCCAGUCUGGUCACAUCAGCCGUGACUGCCCCAGCGGCGGUGCUGCCGGUGGUGGCCAGGGCGGUUCGUCCGAGUGCUACAAGUGCGGUAAGGUCGGUCACAUCGCUCGCAACUGCCCUGAGGCUGGUGGCUACUCUGGUGGUGGUGGUGGCGGCGGCUACGGCGGUGGCUACGGCGGCGGCCAGGGUGGCCAGGGCCGCACUUGCUACUCGUGCGGUGGCUACGGCCACAUGUCCCGCGACUGCAUCCAGGGCUCCAAGUGCUACAACUGCGGCCAGACUGGUCACUUCUCCCGUGACUGCCCCAAGGAGUCCACCGGUGGCGAGAAGAUGUGCUACAAGUGCCAGCAGACUGGCCACAUCCAGAGCCAGUGCCCCAACUAG
Molecule: messenger RNA, 561 nt
Organism: Pestalotiopsis fici W106-1
Lineage: Eukaryota; Fungi; Ascomycota; Sordariomycetes; Amphisphaeriales; Sporocadaceae
Exons: 5
Coding region: 1-561 (186 amino acids)
Biological process (GO): positive regulation of cytoplasmic translation
Cellular component (GO): cytoplasm
Molecular function (GO): mRNA binding; zinc ion binding; translation regulator activity
Source: RefSeq, a predicted model, not a curated record